AUGCCAGAUCAGAUGGCGACAAGGAAGCUUCAUUACUGCCUCUGGUUUGGGGAACAUUUUGCUUGUCCUCAGCUCACUAGCGGUGCUAUCAUUAACUACGGAAGUCUGGAUAUAACGGCGACCCGGUAUGAUGUACUCGUAUGCGCCGGACGGCUGAGUUGGGAGAUCCCGCAUUCUUCUGAGACAAGAUUUAUGCGCCAGGACACCGUGGUUACAAAAUAUAACAUCAACUACGAUAUUACGCCGGCUCUCGUGUACCAUCAGGAUAUUCUUGAAAACGCCUAUAAUCUCGCAGACGUCGACGCACGGAAAGCCCAUGAUACUCUCGUUCCCCAGAAAUCUCCUCUUGAGUUAACGGAGCGGUCACGAUCGCUCCCUCCCCAGGCAAGAACUUCAAGUUUGAAUGCCAGGGCGGAACUGGGUGCCUUUCGCGUAGUUAGCGCUAUCGAAUACUCCGCAAUUGCGCCUCAGAGCUUGCGAUUGCGUUCCUUCAAACUGUCGGUCGAUCCGAAGUCUCAGGGUUCCGCGAGAUGGCGAAUGUCGAUCGCUAGAGCAAAUAUAGCAGUCUACCGCCUGAAUCUCCGGCCCAAUCGGUACAUGCUGGUAUUGUUCAGGAUGUCUUACCGCUUCGAAGAUAUCCAAACGCCGGUAUCACUACUUCCACGUCUCUAUCCCGUACACCCCGCUGCAGACACGAUCGACAUCUCUGCCAGUUCAGGCGAUUUCGGGCAUGUCGAUCAGUAUGAUCAGCAGGCGCAUCCUGUUGCCCAGGCGCAUGUAUGGCAACGUGUAUUCACACCAUGGCGUGCCCAAGAGUCUCGCGGAGACGUCCUCCUAGGACGGAAACACGACCGCUUCCGGCCACAUUUUGUCUCCCGAACAACCUUUGGCAUCGAAGCACAUACUUGUGAUGGCGCUGAAUGCGAUGUAGUCGCCAGUGAGCUUCCCGCCCCUAUCACCGUCAAACCGUUGAACGCUGGGAUCGAAGUCAAAUUUCUGCCUCACGCUGUGCCACACGUCACUUCUGUGCCUCAAAUAACCCGAGACAGCGGACAGGGACGCAGUCGCGUCGCAGUGCAGGAGAGCGCCCUCGAACGGGAGCUCAUUCAAGAAAAUCGGGUCGCAGUUACUGCAGCAUCCCAAACUACAAGCACGGGGACUCCGCGACGGGAGUCUACGCGGUCGAGGAUGGACAGAAGCCAAGUCCAGUAUCACGCGAUCUUCGAAACUCAUCAUACAUUCACGAUAGCCGAGAGCCUCCCUCUGACUGGUGAGAGACGCAAGGAACCCUAUGGUCAAGACGUAGUCAGGGACAAGCCUAGUGAAGUUUCCUCCCCUCCGAAGCUUGAGGGUGGGGAGGAAUAUAUAUCCAUAGAUCGUAAGCUCCAAACUGUGGAGGCCAGAGAGGACCAUCAUGAAAAAGGGACGGAAAGCGAGGUUAAGUCGAACCUCACAUCCUAUUCCCAUUCUGUCAGGAUCGUCGAAGGACACACGCCGAAGUCCACGAUGUUGAACGAUGAUAGGCAGAUGAAUGAGGGCGCCGAUGGCGCCGCGUUGUCCCUGUCCUAUAUCAAUCCUGGGUCUAAAGCGUCUCCUUCGCACGCGACACCUUUUGAAUUCUUUACCCUCCAACGAACCUCUUUCAGCGAACGGGGCGUUCCACAGGACUCGGGAACCAAUCAUACAGAAUCUGAAUACGAACGCCGGUCUUCUGACGUCGACAUAGUUUCAAAGAGUUCCAUCCAGAUGUCUGGUCAUGAUUCGACUGAAAGCAGCGAAGGGCGCAUUCAAAGACAUACUCCGAAUGAUUAUGUCGAGCACGACGAAGUGCCUGUAUCAGGCGCCAAAAUUUGGCGUGCAGAGGAACUAUCAUGCACGGGAGGCGGAGAUGCCGCCGAGAGUCUCGGGCGAUCGGAGAGCGCCAUGGUGUCGAACGCUGAUGGCCGAUCAGAUGUCGAUACUGACAGCAAUAUCUCAUCUCUGCCAUCUACUUACGCUGGGCGCCAGCUGUCUCCAUGCGACUCGGGCGUUCCACAGGAUGCGGGAAUCAAUUACAUUCAGUCUGCACGCGAGCAUCAGUUCUCAGAGAUCAACGUAGCUUCAGCGACUCUCGUGCAGACCUCUAAUCAUCGCUUGAUUGAGAACAGAGUUCAGAGUUCUCUGGUUACUAUACAAGGAGGUCAAGAUGCGGCGACAGGCCAACCUUGUCAACGCUCUUCUGCUGCGAAACUUGACAGCAACGAACUGGCAGAGUGUGCGCAGCAGGCUGUGGAGGGCGGAGGAGGCCGUCAUGAACUGGAGAUGGAAAGCGAGUUUAAGCUCAGCGCCACAGCACAUUGUCAUUCUGUCAAGAUUGCCGAACGAUCCGCGUCGGGGACUGUGGGUCGUGCAUUCUGA
Molecule: messenger RNA, 2397 nt
Organism: Suillus subalutaceus
Lineage: Eukaryota; Fungi; Basidiomycota; Agaricomycetes; Boletales; Suillaceae
Exons: 16
Coding region: 1-2397 (798 amino acids)
Source: RefSeq, a predicted model, not a curated record